Budorcas taxicolor (takin) is the source of this 1551-nucleotide messenger RNA. Its product is annotated as cholesterol 24-hydroxylase. The record is from RefSeq and is a predicted model, not a curated record. Gene Ontology annotation, molecular function: cholesterol 24-hydroxylase activity; iron ion binding; heme binding. The transcript has 15 exons. The coding region runs from base 1 to 1551 and encodes 516 amino acids. Gene Ontology annotation, biological process: cholesterol catabolic process. Lineage: Eukaryota; Metazoa; Chordata; Mammalia; Artiodactyla; Bovidae.
AUGCCCGGCCCCGACCCCGACCCUGGCCAAGCCGGCCCGGGAGCCAUGAGCCCCGGGCUGCUGAUGCUGCUUGGCAGCGCCGUCCUGGUCGUCUUCGGCCUCUGCUGCACCUUCGUGCACCGCGCUCGCAGCCGCUACGAGCACAUCCCCGGGCCGCCGCGGCCCAGUUUCCUUCUAGGACACCUCCCCUACUUUUGGAAAAAGGAUGAGGUUUGUGGCCGCGUGCUCCAAGAUGUGUUUUUGGAUUGGGCUAAGAAGUACGGGCCCGUCGUGCGGGUCAAUGUCUUCCACAAAACCUCGGUCAUCGUCACGAGCCCCGAGUCGGUCAAGAAGUUCCUGAUGUCAACCAAGUACAACAAGGACUCCAAGAUGUACCACGCGAUCCAGACUGUGUUUGGCGAGAGGCUGUUUGGCCAAGGCUUGGUGUCUGAAUGUGACUAUGAGCGCUGGCACAAACAGCGGAGGGUCAUGGACCUGGCCUUCAGCCGGAGCUCCUUGGUUGGCUUGAUGGGAACGUUCAAUGAGAAAGCAGAACAGCUGGUGGAGAUCCUGGAAGCCCAAGCGGAUGGUCAGACCCCAGUGUCCAUGCAAGACAUGCUGACCUGUGCCACCAUGGACAUCCUGGCCAAGGCAGCUUUUGGGAUAGAGACCAGCAUGCUGCUGGGUGCCCAGAAGCCUCUGUCUCAGAAAGUGAAACUGAUCCUGGAGGGCAUCAGCGCAUCCCGGAACACUCUGGCGAAGUUUAUGCCGGGGAAGUGGAAGCAGCUUCGCGAGACCCGGGAGAGCGUCCGCUUCCUGCGCCAGGUCGGCAAGGAGUGGGUCCAGCGGCGCCGCGAGGCCCUGCAGAGGGGGGAGGACGUGCCAGCCGACAUCCUCACGCAGAUCCUCAAAGCUGAAGAGGGGGCCCAGGACGACGAGAUCCUGCUGGACAACUUUGUCACCUUCUUCAUCGCUGGUCACGAGACUUCUGCCAAUCACUUGGCGUUCACGGUGAUGGAGCUGUCGCGCCAGCCCGAGAUCUUGGCGAGGCUGCAGGCCGAGGUGGACGAGGUCAUUGGGUCCAAGAGGCACCUUGACUGCGAGGACCUGGGGAGACUGCAAUACCUGUCUCAGGUCCUUAAAGAGUCGCUGAGGCUGUACCCGCCUGCGUGGGGCACCUUCCGUCUGCUGGAGGAGGAGACCUUGAUUGAUGGGGUCCGAGUCCCCGGCAACACGCCGCUCCUGUUCAGCACCUACGUCAUGGGGCGGAUGGACACAUACUUUGAGGACCCUCUGACUUUCAACCCGGAUCGCUUUGGCCCCAAAGCACCCAAGCCCAAGUUCACCUACUUCCCCUUCUCCCUGGGACCCCGCUCCUGCAUCGGGCAGCAGUUUGCUCAGAUGGAGGUGAAGGUGGUCAUGGCCAAGCUGCUGCAGAGGCUGGAGUUCCGGCUGGUGCCCGGGCAGCGAUUCGGGCUGCAGGAGCAGGCCACACUCAAGCCGCUGGACCCUGUGCUGUGCACGCUGCAGCCCCGGGGCUGGCAGCCGGCGCCCCCGCCCCCGCCCUGCUGA